Messenger RNA from Pelobates cultripes (western spadefoot toad), 21827 nucleotides. The record is from the annotation of a GenBank genome assembly. Lineage: Eukaryota; Metazoa; Chordata; Amphibia; Anura; Pelobatidae.
AAGCAGCGUAGCCCAUAUAGCGUAUCCUUAGAGCCGUGACGCGCUUCCGGUAUGUGAGCAUCGCUGAGAGGUGAGUACGGAGCGCUGUUUGUGUCCCCGCCAGCCUUUAUAAUAUAUACUGUGACCCGCUGUGCCCACCCCCACCCCGGCCAUACCACUGAUGCUGCUCUUGUUGUCCUCAGACGGCCGGUGAUCAUGACGUGUGUGCUCAGCGGUCCGACCGCCGUGUGCGAUGUCAUUACCGAGCUAGAUACUCAGCUGGCUGUAAGUAAGCAGCGUGUGAGCAUGAGCCGCCCGCACAGUGAUACCGGGUAUCGCUUUACUCUACAGCCCGACUAACCGAGCGCCCAGCGAGCCCCGUGUGUGCACACAGCCAUGGCCGGGACACUAAUACACGCCAUGUAAUCCAUAACAGUGCUGAGUAUCUACCGCUAAUAUACACUGCGCUGUGUGCAAUCAGUGACUCCUCGGGGUUGUGGUUGUAAUGUGUGUGCAGUAAUAGUGAGUGAUGUGAGGGUAUAUUCCUUGUAUAGGGAGUCUGAUUGUUGCACAGUAUUACUGUACUAUUUACAUAUAUUGUAUAACAUUACUAUUUAAUGUUCUUUCUCCAAUCACCAUUGGCAAAUAUAAAUUCAUCCCUGCUAAGUCUGUUGACAAACUUUUUAAAGAACACUCCCAUCUCUAUACCAACCCAAGCUUAUAUAAAGUGAACCUGUAACCAAAAUGUUUAAUUACCUUAGAUUGUCUCCAAUACACUGAAUACAUAAUGUAUUACAGAAAUGCAUGAUGUAUUCCCUGUACAAAGUCAAGAUAAACUUCCCUUACCUCUGUUCCGGCACCGCUUUAUGUUAUUGUUUAACACCCUCCUCCAGUCCAUCCUCUCUGCUCCUCCUCUUCUGUGUUUUGUCCUGCUUGGGGACACUUACCCUAGCAGGAGAAACCUCCUGUAAACAAAUGACAUGCUGACUUCAUUGCCAUCGUCCGAAUGGAGAGAUAAGUCACUCUGUUCCUAUACUUCUUAGCCAUUGUUUGCAGCUUGGAAGUUUCCAUAACAACUACAGCUGCUAUGCUUGAGAGAGCAGAAGGACCAUCUGUCGGGGAUGUGUUCUGCUCUUCUUUGUCAAUCAGAUCUUUGGUAUAGAGUCUAUGCCAAAGAUUUGACUUACAGGUGGGAGAAAUACCUAUUUUUAAAUAACAGGUACCCUUUUGUGUUGUGACGGGGACAGGAGUGUGUGGCCACUUUCUUACUUUCGGGGUUUAAAGGACCACUCUAGGCACCCAGACCACUUCAGCUUAAUGAAGUGGUCUGGGUGCCAGGUCCUUCUAGGGUUAACCCAUUCUUUUAUAAACAUAGCAGUUUGAGAGAAACUGCUAUGUUUAUGAAUGGGUUAAGCCUUCCCCCAAAUCCUCUAGUGGCUGUCUCAUUGACAGCCGAUAGAGGCGCUUGCGUGAUUCUCCCUGUGAAAAUCAUUGAUAAUGCUUUCCUAUGCGACCGGCUGAAUGCGCACGCGCAUUCAGCCGACGGGGAGGAGAGGAGGAGGAGAGCUCCCCGCCCAGCGCUGGCAAAAGGUACAUUUUUACCCCCUUCCAGAGCCUCAGGGCACUAUAGUGCCAGGAAAACGAAUAUGUCUUCCUGGCACUAUAGUGGUCCUUUAAACUGUUUAACAACUGUUCAAUCCUGAAAUUUUGGCUCCAGUACUCCUACCUCCCUGACUCUCUUCCUCUCUGCUGUGCAGUGCAAAGAAAAGCAUAGCCAGGAGGCUGCUGCUCUCAGCCUAUCACGGUCCAUAAAAUUUUUCUCAAUGUACACCCAUUGCUAGGGUGAGAGCAUCAUCUGGCGGUCGCAGCCUUAUACUGGUCGUCUGGCUAUCUUUUCUUCAUACUUCACAGUAGAGAUAACUGGAAACCUGAGGCAGGAACGAUGGGUGCUGAAGCCCAAACUUUAAAGUUGUUUUCUCCCAAAGUUUCUGUUCUGACCAGGCUUGGAGAGCGGGUAUAAGAGUUGAAAAUCCAACAUCAAUAAAGGAGAUGCCUUUCAACACCCAUGCUGUAGACCUAGGCACCUUAGAAACCGUGUUUUAUUCAUGGUGUCACUGUGAGCUUGUUCAUUUAUAAGGAGCUGCUUAUUUAGAGUUAUAUAGGGGGUUUAUAAUCAGUGAGUUUUGGCACAUUUUCAGAAAUGCUAGCUUGCAUGCUUCUGUGCAUGUUUGUCUGUUAGCAUGGGUUGCUGUAUGUAUGACUGCACAAGACGUAUAUAGAUGUCCAUUUGGUGGUUGGCGGUGAUGGCAUAAAGGCAUUGUGCUCUAGGGAACGGUGCAAUAUGUUAGCUGGAUGCAGUGUCUGGUGGUUUAUGCAAUAAGCAGACAAGAUAUUAUUUUAAGGGAUCAUAGUGAAACUGAUCUUAUUUAGAAAUAGUUGUUUUGGACUAUAUAUGUAUUUUUUUUUUAUGGAUAUUUAUCACAAAUCUUCAAAGGAAAGGAUCCAAUAAUACACAGUCCUGUUGUAUGUAUAUAAACUUAGCUACAGCUUCAAGCUGUAAUUGCUAUUGUUUACACUAUGGAGUUUGACGUUCGGAGCCACCUCCUCUGGCAUCAGCUAUCUUAUUCAGAUCACAUGCAAGGUUAUUCACUAAAGUGAGAAUUGUUGGGAAUUUAAAUGAAUUCACAUUGAUUUUCAAAAUUAGGGCCAAAAUUAUUGAUAUUUAUAGAGUGCUGUCAAAUUCCGCAGCGCUUUACAAUGGGUGGACGAACAGACAUGUAGCUGUAACCAGACAAGUUGGACACACAGGAACAGAGGGGUUGAGGGCCCUGCUCAAUGAGCUUACAUGCUAGAGGGAGUGGGGUAAAAUGACACAAAAAGGUAAGGAUAGUAUUAGACUAGUGACAGUUGCAGAAGAGGAAUCAGUCAGGAGCUAUUAACAGUUUAAUUGAUAUGCUUUUAUGAAGAAGUGGGUAUUUAACGAUUUUUUGAAGGUGUGGAGACUGGGUGAGCAUCUAACGGAGGAGGGAAGCGAGUUCCACAGGAUCAAAAUCAGGUACAAAAUCUCAGUUAUGCUAUGAUUUCCGUUUGGCUACUUUGGUGCUAAAUUUUAAUUCACUUUGAAUUUCAGACAAUUCUUCCUUUAGUGGAUAACACUGAUAGAUUGUAUGACAAUGCCAUUAUGCAUUCCAUUUCGUAAGGGAAUGUUGACCCAAACACUCUACCAAUACCAAAAAACAAUUCUAUUUAUUGUUUUAAAAUGUUUUGUUUAGAAACCUUGUCGUGAAACUUGUCACCUUGUACAGUGAGGGGAAAAGUGUCUCUAGCGGCUUUCAAUGAGACAGCCACUAGAGGCUGGAUUAACCCAUAUGUAAACAUAGCAGUUUCUCUGAAACUGCUAUGUUUACAGCAGAAAGGGUUAAUCCUGGAUGGACCUGGCACCCAGGCCACUUCAUUGAGCUGAAGUCAUCUGGGUGCCUAUAGUGGUCCUUUAAGGUUUCGAGGCUGACGUUUGGCAGCUGGAACCUUCAGCUCUCUCCACAGAUUUUCUAUGGGAUUAGACUGGCUAGGCCACUGCAGGAUCUUAAAGGGACACUAUAGUCACCUGAACAACUUUAGCUUAAUGAAGCAGUUUUGGUGUAUAGAACAUGCCCCUGCAGCCUCACUGCUCAAUCCUCUGUCAUUUAGGAGUGAAAUCCCUUUGUUUAUGAACCCUAGUCACACCUCCCUGCAUGUGACUUGCACAGCCUUCCAUAAACACUUCCUGUAAAGAGAGCCCCAAUGCACAUUCAGCCAGUCUCAUAGGAAAGCAUUAUCAAUGCUUUCCUAUGGACGCUGGUGUCUUCUCACUGGGAAAUUAAGCUGAAGUGGUCUGGGUGCCUAUAGUGGUCCUUUAAGAAUAGAAAGCUAAUACCUAAAGUCUUCAUUUAAUAGAUAAUGAUUCUCUGAGAUUAGAAUUCCCAUUUGUCUGUGCAGGUCUACCUCUAAUUUAACACAGUACACACACAACAAUGGGCUAUCAAAUUGCUGUUUAGUAGAGGUAUCACUGCAAAGGCAAAUGUGAUUUCUAAUACUAACCUGAAGGUCCGUUUGCAGUUAUCAUAGCAUUGAAAACUAAAAUGCUAGGAAUGCACCACAAAGGACCCUCCUGCACUCACAGAGCCUUUGAGCCAAUGAUACCCCCCCUCCCCUCUCUUCGACACAGAACCUUGCCUUCUCUUCCCUAUAGUGUGGGAUCACAUUUUCCCCUUCUCCAUUAUGACUGGCAUUUCAGUUUGCCAUUACAAAUAUGGCAUGUAGAUAAAUUCUUUACAUGUCAGCCUGUGUGUCUUCUCCUUGGCUUCUAAUUUAUCUGCUUAGCGUCCAGUGCUCUCAGAAGGGCAACAUAUAUUUUUUUUUUUUUUGUAAAAACUAUCCAUAGUUCAAGAUGCAAAACUACAGUAUCUUAAUAAGGCUUAAACCUAUCAUAUGCAUUUGUUCUAAUGCCUGGCGUUGGAUCAUGUUUAACUUUGUUUUGGAAAGGAGAAAGCAUGUGGUUUAUGUAACUUUGAGUUGCUAAGAUUACCAAAGUAAUACCAUGGUGAAACAGCGGGCCACCUGAAAAAGGUACAAUUUUUUUUUUCUGACAUAUGGUGGCAGUACGUAUGGGUUGUGCUUCCUAAUUGGGACAAGCAUCUGCAAGAUAGGUGAUUAAGAAAAGUAGGGAGGCACCGAAAUGAAAAUUCUGGGCCGAAAAUUCAGGAAACCCUUGGUCAAAAACCUAAAUCAAAAAUGACUUUUUUUCUAGAAUGAUUUUAAAGUUUUUUUCUAUAAUUUUAUUAAUAUUAGACUUUUUAAUUAAUUUAUCGAAUCUAAUAUGAACAACUACAAGUCAAUAAAAUAACCACACUUUUAUUGAAAGUAACAAAGCACAGAAAAAUAACUUAAAAAACAAGAUAAAUAAAAAUCUGUUAAAUCUGUUUGUCAUAUAGGACUGAAGAAUAAUAUAUUGUUGAUAUUAAUUUAAUAUCAAUAUACAUUCUUUAUUCAAUUCUAUGUAACAGAAUCAGAUUUAACAUAUUGUUUUAUUGUAUCUAGUACAGUAAUCUGUAGGUAUGAAAACCUGGAGCUUGUUCAGCUAUAAAUAUGUAUAGAUACCAUAACAUUAAAAUUAUGCAGAUAUAUAAUCUGUAAUCUGUGUGUGCAAAUACCAUAACCUAGACAGAAAACAGCUGGUCGUCUCUAUAACCCAGUUUAGGGGUAAUAUUAUACUGCAUUACCCCGUUUUGAGGUAGUAUUUUAUUUUUAUUACUUUUAUUACUCAGUUUCUGUGAUUUUAAUUGAUUAUAAAAUACAAGCUGUACUCUGCCUAAAUGCCCAUACCAAAAAUGGGGUACAUUGUCCAUCUCCAUGGAGAUAUGUUCACUUAUUAAUUCUUUAUUUUUCCGUGCAUUUAUGUUGGAACGUGCAAACUUAUGAUGCUACAGCACACUCACAAGCAAUUACAGUGGCUUCGGUUGUGGCUUGUUUACACAUUGUACACAUUAAUAAAGAGUAGAACUAAGUCAUAGGAAACAAGCAUAGUAUGACUGUCAGCUGCUAGGUUGAAUGCUCAAUGUUAGAAAGAAACAUGUAUUACUUCAGUCGGGAGUAAAACAGUGGAAGUGUGUGUGCACGUUUUCAAUUUCAAGUGAGGCGAGUCUGCCCGUGCUAUGGUUGUCCCAUUAUAAAUUGGCUUUCGUGCCACAUUUGAGGCCUAGGGUCUUUGCUAGAUUUUUAGCAGAGGUUGUGUGACAGGUGUGCAGUGUGGUGAGUGGUGUAGUGUCAAAACCUAGCCUAAGGGGAUCAUGGGGGGGGAGGGGGUUCGUCACGGCCUGUUUUAGUGGUAGUAUCACUCAGUGGUCCGUCAAGGGGAAACAGUAGCUAAAUUUGGAGUAAAAAGAACACCAGGGUUAGCUUAGAGAGGAGAAGAAAAGAACAUGGAGACAAAUAGUAUGCAUUUUGUGGCAUGUUCAGUUCACCGCCUCUUGCCUCCUAUUACUCCUGGGGAUGAAUGGAACUGUUCUGUCUGGAUCCCAUUCAUGGGAGGUUGGUGGUGUCUCAGCAUUGGGGUGUUCAGUGAUAGUCCCGGUUUUUGGAGGAAGGCUGGGACCUCUGACAGAGUGGAGAUUUUCAGGACGUCGUCACCUCUGAUAACUGCCAGUGUUUUGGUAGUAGCCAUCUGUAUUCUAACUUUCCUUGCUGUAGUCGAGCAGUCUCCCAAGGACUAUCUACAGAGUAGGGUGUUCCAGGUUAUUUCUUGGUAGAAGGUGAGUUGUGAUGAUUCAGAGUCUAAUGGCGUCUUGCCCCUCACCAGGAUGUGUUGUUUGUUGGACGUGGAGUGGCAGCGGACUACCGGACACCUCAGUUCUUCCUUGUCCCAGCACAGGACAGGUCAAGUGUCUGUUGAAGGUGAGGAACACAGGUUGCUGUCUGGGGGAGGAAGCCAGAUAGCCGCCCGGGUGGUAGGCUGAGCAACAUGGCUCUGUCCGUAGAGGUUCUGGAGCCCUUUCUGUUUAACUUUGCGCCGAGUAUGUUCCCGGCUUGAAAAUGGGUGGGCUGGGGGGGUCACCUUCAUUAUGUUGCAGGCCAUGCGCCUGCGCAUAGCUGCGGAACACACGCCCGGGCGUUCCACCGAAGUUCCGGGUGCACUAUAGCAGUGGGAAACCGCCGAGUGCGGAUCGCUGUGGUGUUCCCUCUGGCAACAGGAAGCUUGUCAGAAGGGUUCCCAAUGUCGUUCAUUAGGAAUUAAUCGGUCAUGGGGCAGGAUAAAUCUGCUAAACUUUAAUGAGGGUUAUCUGUUCCUCAAACCCCAUGUCUUUCUUAUAUGCAAAAAUGGGAACACUAUGUGUAACAAGCCUUUCUUGCCCAGCGUUUAAUGUUGUUAUCAAAUGGGUAAAUGUUACACCUCCAGGUACACUGGGAAUCCAUAAAAUUCUGAAUUCAGAAGUGUGGCGAAAUUAACAUCGCCACUUGUGCCUGGAGAGGACUACUUGCCAGCCUCUUGCCAUGUGAUUAUGGUCCCUGGGAGGUUUGGCCCUUUCAAUACAGGAUUUGGGCAUAAUGGAUUUUUGUUGUUCUGCUGCUGGCCAUUUAACUCCCAGAGAAAGGAUUUGUACUUUUAAACUGGUACUUCGGAUGCAGUCGAAGUGCCGAAGUAGUUGAAGUGGCCGACAUUUGAAAACCGAACACGUGGCGGCGGCCAUUUUAAUUUAGUUGAAUGCGGUCAGUGGUGCGUGCCACUGAAUCUAUGGAACCUAAAUCGGCUACACAUUUGCACGAAUACUGCUGACCCUUACCUUCUAAUGAACUUCGACGCUUCGGCUGGAAUCGAAGUGCAUUCGACAAUUCGAACGCACUGUUAGACUAGGCUAUUUGCCCGGACAUGCAUUCGAAUGAAACUUAGACAUUUUUCUGUGUGAAAUGGACCGACUGCACAGCCCAAAUCUAUGGAACUCUUUUGGGCAUGAAUAUGUGCUUGUGGUCGGUCAAAUAGGACUUUCCCUUAACUUUUUAACUUUAAAGUAUGCUGAUUCUGAAAAUGUAUGUUUUGUGUGAAUGGCAUGUAUAUUUUGGAAGUUAUUAAUAUUUUGUAAAAACUGUAUUUCUCUGCCUGUGAUAAUUACAUUAACCCAUUGUGUAAGGUAAAUGUAUCAUAGGCAGAGGGGAGGAUUUUGUGUGGGAGUGUCAGAAUGUAUGUUGCGUAUUGAUUGGUUGUACUUCAAACCCCUGUGGGUGUUCCCUCUGGCAACUGUGUGUAUGUAGAAUGCAUUUCUUUUUUGACUAUCUUUAUUUUUCAUUUUACGUUGUACAUACAGGUUAGUAAGCAGAGGUUCAACACAACGAUAACAAAGAAAGUUAUUGCGAUAUUACAACACAAAGAGCUGUAUACUGUAAUUCUGCAUUUCUAUAUGAAGUGUGGAUAGCUCAGUGGGUUUAGAGCUUGUUCAGCCCAUAGGGUUCACAGGUUAAUUUCCCUUCAGGGUUGUCUCAGCCCUUCAUCCCUUUGGGGUAGAUGACUGGAGUACCAUUCAAUGGAGUGUCUUAACAUUCACAUGAUGCAUUUGGGAAACCGUAUACACCUGUCUCUUGCCUGGCUUUAAAGUAGAACCUGCUUGCUCUUUUUAAAUCUGCCCAAUCCAUAAUCUUCCGAACAUCUGAUACUCUAUUUACAGAAACAGUGUUCAUGUUGGAUUCAAGGAGUUUGAGAUAUGGUUCUGUGAACCACGAAGUUCAUUGGGUUCCUUCCUGGUUAUCAAACUCUGAUCAUUCCUUUCAAACCGGUUUUGAAUUUAAAUUAAUUGGUUCCUCUCUUGAGGUUCAGAAUCAAAACAUCUGAUUCUGCAGAAAGGAAUUUCAUGGUGUUUGUAGAUCAGAUGUCAUGGUCUUAUUGUUAAUCAGGACGGUUGCCCUUUAAGUAUGUCCAGGUAGCUAGCAGAGCGCUACAGCAACACUGUUGGAUGCAGAGACUAUAAUGUUUUUUCUUCUUCUCCAGGACACACCGGGUUUUUUUUUUUUGUUCGUGUUAAAGGGACACUAUUGUCACCAAAACAAGUUUAGCUUAAUGAAGCAGUUUUGGUGUAUAGAUUAUGCCCCUGCAGUCUCACUGCUAAAUUCUCUGCCAUUUAAGAGUUUAAUCCCUUUGUUUAUGAACCUUAGUCACACCUCCCUGCAUGUGACUUGCACAGCCUUCCUAAGCACUUCCUGUAAAGGGUCAUCUAAAGUUUAUCCUUCCUUUAUUGCAAGUUCUGCUUAAUUUGGAUUUUUUUUUAUCCCCUACUAUGUUAAUAGCUUGCUAGACCCUGCAAGGGUCUCCUGUAUGUGUUUAAAGUUAAGUUUACAGAGAAAGAGAUACAAUUGUUUAGAGGAGCACUAUAGGUUCAGGAACACAAACAUGUAUUCCUUACCCUAUAGGGUUAAAACCACCAUCUAGCCUGUCUGGUCCCCUUAUGCCUCCCUAAAUAUAGUAAAAUCAUACCUUGUAUUCAAGUCUGCAGCUGCUUACUUUGUCCCUGUUUCCUUUAGACCUGCCUGCUGACCUAAUCAGAAGUGGUAGCCUGAUCCAAUCACAACGCUUCCCCAUAGGAUUGGCGGAGACUGACAGAGAGGCAGAUCAGGGGCAGAACCAGCACAAUUCAAACACAGCCCUGGCCAAUCAGCAUCUCCUCAUAGAGAUGAAUUGAAUCAAUGAAUCUUUAUGAAGAAAGUUCAGUGUCUGCAUGCAGAAGGAGGAGACACUGAAUGUUUGGAUGCAUUUUAGGCAGAAAUGACCCAGGAAGGAUCUCUAACAGCCAUCUGAGGAGUGGCCAGUGAAGUUAUCACUAGUCUGCAAUGUAAACUCUGCAUUUUCUCUGAAACAAGCCGUGUUUACAGCAAAAAGCCUGAAGGUAAUGAUUCUACCAGAACAAAUUUAAUAAGCUGUAGUUGUUCUGGUGACUGUAGUAAAUUACAUCUGAUUGAAAGUGAAACCAUUUAUUUUUUCAUGCAGGCUGUGUCAAUUAGAGCCAGGGGAGGUGUGGCAAGGGCUGCAUAAACCGAAACAAAGUGAUUUAACUCCUCAAUGGCAGUGAAUUGAACAGUGAAACCUGAGAAGCAUGAUCUAUACAUUAAAACUGCUUUAUUAAGUUAAAGUUGUUUAGGUGAGUAUAGUGUUUCUUUAACCUUAAAACGUUUUAUCUGCAUCUACUGCACUCUUAAAGAAAAGGUGCAAUUACUAAUAAAGCAAAAAUUCCUCCAUAAGAACAGGAAAUGAGAUUGCUGGGAUGUCUGACAUCUUCAAUUCCUGCGGUCAACUGGGCAAAAUCUGGAUUUGGCUGCUACAGUGGAAAAUUCUCUCCUCUGGGUCAAAGUGUGGAAAUCUUGUAUUUCUGCCUCCUAGACUCUCUUCGAAAAAAGCAGAUGAUCGGCUAAACUGGUGGACAACACAUUUUUUUUUUCCGACAAGUCCGUCCUUUCAGCCUAUAGAGGGAGUAAUUUUCACCACAGAACUUCUCUAACACAGGCUGGGUCGCUCAUUUAAAUUCUCUAAUGUGCCAGCAUUCUUGGUCCAAAGAAAAAUAGUCCUCUAAUUUUAGAGCUCUUAAGGCAGUUCUUCACUCCCCUCACCGAUUCAGAUCUUGGUUGAUUGAGGGACCUAUUAAAAUGCGGUCAGACCACAACACUGUUUCCCUCACGUCAACGGACAGGCAUUCCACGCAUGAUGUGUCAAAAAUGUCAUCACCUACAACCUCAGCACAAGAAAUUGGGAUCAAGAGUAAUGGUCAACAGAUAGAUCUGGAGUGCCCGGAUAGACAUUAUGGCAGAGAGGGUGAACAUGUAGAUUCUCAGGUUUGCCUCUCUGUACAGGACAGUUCACGUUGAAUAGUUGGUCUAUUUAAGGGUAUUCUCCGGGCUUACAUUUUUUUCUCUUAUAGACUGUUUCCAAGACUUCUUCAAAAAAGGUGAACGGACAGAGCAGUGGUUCUGCCAAUCUUUCCGUACUGGCCAAACAUGAGCCAGUUUUUGGCCUUGGUGGAGAUGACUUUCAAGUUUUGGGGAACUUCUGAUCUCAAACACUUUUGGAAGUCAGGAUAUCUUGCUGGAAGUGUUGAAUAGGUUCUUAUUGACGGUAGGGCAACUGCAUGGUGGAUCCUUCAUCUCCUGAGUCUUUAAGAGUCAGGGUCCACUUGUUGCGUAUAAUCUUCUAGUUGUUUCGCCUUUAACUUUUACAUGAGGAUUUGGGUAGAGUCUCUGCAUUGUUGGAAGGAACGUCAUUGUCUUUUAGUUCAUUUGUCUGGUUGGUUCAAAUUGACACUUCCUGCAGGAGAUUUCCACAGGUUGGGCGUUUUCACGUUAAGACUAAAUUGUAUUCCCUAAGUUCUUUCUGAGAAGGGUUUGGUCUUUCAUACAUUCUGGUUAGAAGUUUCUUGAAAGCAAUAGGCUUCUUAGGCCACCAAAGAAGUUCAGUUUCCCUCCUGGGAAUUUUUUCAGUCUUUCAGGUCCCAUUUUACUUUGUAAGUGGUUCCUUUUAAUAUGCUGUAGCUUAACCAGCAUUCUUAGUGGCUAUUACCUUAGCCAAGAGAGUAGGCGAGCUUUAGGAUAUAUCCUCUUCAGUGGAAUUACUUAUAUUCCAUCAGCGUGGAAGUUGUUUCAUUCUAAAACUUCAAUUCUUCCAGAGUUAUCUUUUAGUACCGUUAAUCGGCUCAUCCUUCUAUAAUUAUGCCACCUCCCCGCUGGAACUAGAUGGCAUAUUCUAAAGUAAAAAAAAAUCAGAUCACCUGUUGUCAACAUUGAGUGAAGUUUUAAGGGGAAUGAAGUCUCUCGUAAUUCUAUUUCUUGUUAUUUCGUCAAUCAUUAUGGCCUAUGCUUCAGUAGUUUUGAUUCACCAGCUUCUUUCACAGCGCAUUUCACAAAAGCAAUGGCCAUUUUGUGGGCUGAGAAAAGCGCUUGCUUCACCCGAAGAAAUCAGCAUGGCUACUUCCUGGUCAGCUUUUAGCACUUUAAAAAUGUCAGGUAUUUUCAGGCUAGAUGUACUCUCUAUGCCUUUAAAACUGUGUAAGGGCGUAGGUACUUCAAGCUGUUUAGGCAUAAGGCCCACCCGAUUGGGAAUCUUGCCAUAUCCCAUACGUACUGCCACCAUAUGUCAGAAAAAACUGAAAUUUUUACUCACCGUAAAUUCGUUUUUUCCUAAUAUGGUGGCAGUACAAAUCUCCCUCCCUCUAAAUUACAAUUUUGUUUUCAGUGUGUGGCUUAGGUGUGUAUUCUUGCUACGAUUGAGGUGGAUUUGCCAGGGGAAGCCCUUUACAGGGUAAAGGGAGGGACCUUUCCUACUCACCUAUCUUGCAGAUGCUUGUCCCAGUUAGGAAGCACAACCCAUAUGUACUGCCACCAUAUUAAAAAAAAAAAAAAAAAUGUACAGUGAGUAAAAAUUUGUUUUUAAUCUUAAGAAUUUACAGAAAAACAAACAUCCGAUAGGCAGUGGUUCUGUAGGUGAAGAGAGGUCUGGGGAAAAUGGACAGAAAUGUUUUAACUGUUAUGUCCAAGCCAGCAUCUUUAAAUGCUCAUGUCAAUCUUUGAGGCAUAGAAGACAUAAGUAGCCACAAAAUGCAUGGAUUUUUUUAUUUGUUUUUUUGGCCCAAAUUUUGCAAUUUGUUUUUCACUUUACUACAAUGUGGUGAGUAAACCUUCUAUUCCUGUCAUCUGACAAUAGGAAGGCUACACUACAUGGGAAGCAUGGCCACCAAUCCUAGAUGACUUUGUAUAUUCAAAUCUCAAUAUUUGGUUGGAGAAUAUGACAUGGUUAGCUCAAAUGUACAAACGAGGAUCUUUAAAAAAAAUUUUUAAUUUCCUUUGCUUCGGGUGAAACUCUGUGAAAAUGUUUGUCUCAAAAUGAAAGAACUUGGAUCACUUUAAAGAAACACUAUAGCGUUCUAUUCUUGUUUACCAGCUUACUGUUUUCCUUGCUAUGUGAAGACUUGAACGGUGAGCUUUACUUGCCUUUCUGCCCUUGCCGUGUUGUUCUUGUUGGGGAAGCUCCACCUCCUUGAUUGAGAUUUCAAGUUCAAUGAUCCCACAGAGUCACAGCCACUACAGGCAUUUAAACCUUGCAAUGAAAUCAUUUCUGUUUCUGAAAAGGCAGUGUUUACCCUUCAGGGAUAAAAAUUUCAGUGACAUGGCAUUUAGACCACUUCAUUGAAAUGAAGUGGUCUGGGCGCAUAUAGAGUCCCUUUAAUUUUAUUUAUUUUCAAAUAGUGUCCUAGCAUUUACUUACGGAGAUUAGUUGCUCCAUGAGGUCUUUGUACAUUUGUUGUUUUAAAAGGGCAACUUUCAGAAGAUAUUUAAUUGUUUAGUUUUGUCCUCAGCAGAAUGCGUGCAUACAUAAUAGUAAUAUGAGAGUCACUAUUUGUUUCACUUCACCCACAGCUUCUUGGCCCAGGUCCACACACACCAAAGCAGCGUGCAGACGUAUCCCGUUUGGGUGAGCUGCGUGGGAAAGCUCUCCAGAUUAUGAACCAAUUCGGUGCGUCCACACUGAUCAAUCUGUCCACCUUUAACCCCUCCACCACUACCAUGUCCACAUCUGUUGCUGUGAAGCAAGAGCAGACUGUUGCCAACAGUACUCCAGGGGUCAAAGUGCCAGGGACAGCAGCAGCAGGAGGCGGACGUACAAGUCCAGAUGCCAAUCAAGUGAGUAGAAUAUUAGAAAGCUUUAUGGGUCAGUCAAGCACCAUAAUCACUAGAGCUUAUCGAGAGAAAUAUGGAGCAAAGCUGUUAAAGUGCAGGCUUUGUGAAAUUGCUUUUCUAGCAAUUUCACAAAACAGGUUUGACAAAAUUUGUACCUAUAAUGUAAUGAUAAUUCUGAUCAUCGACCUGGGAGAGGUUUCAGUAGUUUGCUCUUCUUAAAGUGGAACUUCCUGAGAAGUUGAAGAUUCUUGUUACUUCCCAAAAUUAAUGCUGCAUUACAUAAUUUACUGGGGUGAAUAACAGAGGGGUGGUAAACAGAAAAAAAAAAAAAAUCUACUUGCCUCUGCUGCACUUACACAUUGCAGGGACUUCUAGUCGGCUAUUGCAAGAGUUCCCUAAUUUAAAUACUAUGACUGACUUUGCCUGCCAAAAACCUGUAAAUGAAAAUACUGGAUUGUGUUGCAAUUCGUUCAGUAUGAGUAGUUAAUAAAUAACCUUGAGUGUAUAUCUUAAUGACAUCCUUUUUUUAUUAAAGUGAGAAUUAUUGGGAAUUCAAUGUGAAUUUAACAUCUAAGGCCAAAGUAGCUGCACUGGAAGCAUUAGCUGUCUUGAAAAGCUUUUCCACUAUGGUUAGUUUGGCCUCAAGUUUGAAAUUAAUUUUGAAUUCCGGACAAUUCUUACUUUAGUGAAUAGUCCUGCUAAAAUUGACAGAACUGCUAUUACUACCGUUUCAUACUCUCCAUCCUGUUUAUCUAUGCUUUCAUAUGUGUUAUUGUUUUUUUUUUUUUGUUUUUUUUUAACCUGCUUGUGCAACAUUUCUUUAUGAAAACCUAAAGUCUCACCCCUGUACCAGGAACACAAAAAAGUAUCUCAUUCUAUUUAUUCACCUGGAAUAUUUGAAACUGUAUUUAUUCAAGAUGAAUGGAGCCUUUUGGGGGUGGCUUUUAGUGUUUGGAAAUAACCUGUUGUUUUUUUUUUGUUUGUUUGUUUUUUACCAAACUGAUUGAAAACCAUUUUAUAACAUCAUUAACUUAUAGAACCAUAACCGUUAGAUCACCACAUUUUUUACACUAUAAUAUCUAUGAUGCUUUGACAAUCUAAAGGAUGACCAAGCAUAAUGGGAUUUGUAGUUCUAGAAUGUCUGUGAUCUACCUUUUGGGCACUCCUGUGAUAGAUUAACCACGUGAAGUCCUCUUUAAGGGAGAAAUUCACAUGACUGUGAAAACUGAUCUUUUUAUUUUAUUUUUUGUCCUCUGCAGAAGUAAUAUGUCAAUAUGAUCUUUCUUUAGGUUCUAACAAAGAAGAAGCUCCACGACCUGGUCAGAGAGAUAGACCCUAAUGAACAGCUGGAUGAAGAUGUGGAAGAGGUAAGCGAAGCAUGGGAAGUGCACAAACAGAAUUCUCUCUGUUCUGUUCAAAGAUACAUCAAGGGAUAUCUGUAUUUCUUUUCCAAUUACAGAUGCUCCUGCAGAUAGCAGAUGAUUUCAUAGAGAGUGUAGUCUCGGCAGCCUGUCAGUUGGCGCGACACCGUCGAUCAAACACGUUAGAAGUGAAAGAUGUACAACUUCAUCUUGGUGUGUAUAUCAAAUGUCUUUCAACUUGCUUUUCACUUAAAAUUCUUCAGAUUUUUUUUCCAAGUAUUUCAUAUAUAAUUUAAUAAAUGCAAUGAUUUUCUACCCCAAACAAGUGUUGCUCAAUCACAGCCUGAGACCUGCCAUUACAAAGCAUACAUUGCUCAAAUGUCUUGUGGUUUCCAUAUUGUGCACUCUGAUGCUGUUAAACUUUUUUGGUGGGUGGACACAAUAUACAUUGAUCCUGUAGAAGAUUGUGUUAACAAAGGGGGAAAAAGCUAGUGCAAAACUAUGGGGGAUUACAUUUAAAGGAACACUGUAUAGUGACCGGAAUACAAACAUGUAUUCCUGUCACUAUAGUUAUGAAAACAUAUUUUAAGAUACUGGCCCUCCUGACCUCUAGCUGCGGUGCUGACCCAAGAAUUACCUCUAGUGGCGAUCCUAGUGACUGCUACUAGAGAUGUUACUAGGCAGCAAUGUAAACACUGCCUUUUUUCUGAAAUACAUUAAAUACAUUAAGCUGUAGUUGAUCUGGUGACUACAGUGUCCCUUUAAUGAAACAGAUUUUUUUGACUGAUGUAUAUUGAUAUAUAUAUUUUAUUUCCCACUCAUGAGGCCAAGCAGACAUGUUGGGUCAAGUUCUUUUCGUGUCGGCUGCUUUUUCACUUAGAGCAUACAGAGUCAUUACAGCAGCAGGAAAGUUAGAUUGAUCAGCAGUUGGUUAGAUAACAGUAAUUUUUACAUUUGUCCGUUAUUACGCUGCUAGUAGUCAGUCAGUUUAGGAACUUCUAGUGAUGACUUGCAGUAAUUGAAGUCUUUAUGUUCAACGUCGUGUUGCUCCGCAUGAUGACACAGAACUAUUCUUUUUAUAGAGAAGCAUUGGUAUAAUAUUUCACUAUGAGGAGCAUCUGAAUGGAGCAGUGCAGUGAUUGCCAUGCAUCCACAGUAGCACCCCAAUGCUAUUUUGUGUGAAGUAUUGGAUUGGCAUGAGAUAAUCAUCAAUGAUGAUCUCACAACAAAUGGAGUGAUUGCUCUAACGAGUCUGGACAGUGCUGUUUAAUUUUUUUUUUUUUCCCUAUUACUAAAGGGCUUGCCCUGAAGCUUAUGGUUAAAUGGAUUACUCCAAUGUUAUGAAUAAUAUAUUGGUUCAAAAUGUUAGUGUUCCUUUUAUAAUUAAAGGACCACUCCACACCCAUAAAGCACUUGAGCCUGCUGAAGUGCUUUGUGAGUGAGAAGUAUCCCAUUUUAAAUGCACUUUUAGAAUGAAUUAGAAAUAACCGACAGCCAGGGAUGUUUGCCUCCUGCGACCAUUAGCUCCCCCUGAGCUAACAAUUGUGAGGCACUCUCAAGCUUCAGAGGCCUUUUAAUGAGAAACUUCUGAUAGGCUAAUUCCUCGUGAAGAUACGGUCAGUCUCUUGCAGUGGUUCUCAAACCAAUCCUCAAGACCCAAGUCCAGGUUUUGUUUGGAUCUCCAUUAUAAUAAAAUAGGGAAAUACAUAAAUCCUGGACUGUUGGUUGGCCAUGAGAACUAGUUUGAGAACCACUGCUUCAGGGGAAAUAGGGGAGGGUUUUAAAGUCUGCAGUUUAUAAAAACUGUAGCUUUUGCAAAGUCUGUUAAUAUAUACCCCAAUGAAAUAAUGCAUGCAGGUAUCCAUCGGUGGCAUAUCUACUAAACAAUGAUUUGUAAUCCCCGUCCUCACCACCAUUUGGGAAGUGGAGUGUCCCUUUAAAUGCCUAAAUUGAGCAGAUUAAAAAAAAAUUAAACAACACUGUCCAGACUCAUUAGAGCAAUCACUCCAUUUGCUGUGAGAUCAUCGUUGAUGAUUAUCUCAUGCCAAUCCAAUACUUCACACAAAAUAGCAUUGGGGUGCUACUGUGCAUGCAUGGCAGUCACUGCACUGCUCCAUCCAGAUGCUCCUCAUAGUGAAAUAUUAUACCAAUGCUUCUCUAUGAAAAGAAUGGUUCUGUGUCAUCAUGCUGAGCAACACAACGUUGAACAUAAAGACUUCAAUUACUGCAAGUCAUCUCUAGAAGGUCCUAAACUGACUGACUACUAGCAGCAUAAUAACAAAUGUAAAAAUUACUGUUAUCUAACCAACUGCUGAUCAAUCUAAGUGGGGGAAAAAAAAAUAUAUCAAUAUACAUCAGUCAAAAAAAUAACUUUCAUUAAAGGGACACUGGAGUCACCAGAUCAAGCACAGCUUAAUGUAUUUAAUGUAUUUCAGAAAAAAGGCAGUGUUUACAUUGCUGCCUAGUAACAUCUCUAGUAGCAGUCACUAGGAUGGCUACUAGAGGUGCUUCUUGGGUCAGCACUGCAGCUAGAUGUCAGGAGGGCAUCUUAAAAUGUGUUUUCAUAACUAUAGUGACAGGAAUAAAUGUUUGUAUUCCUGUCACUAUACACUGUUCCUUUAAAUAUAAUCCCCCAUAGUUUUGCACUAGCUUCCCCCCCCCCCCCCCCCAUCCCUUAACACAAUCUUCUACAGGAAGAAGGUAUAUUGUGUCCACCCAGUCACAGCUUAGUUACUUUUGCAAUUCAGACUUACAGGGACACUCCACUGCCAAAUAAAAAAAAAAAUAAAAAAAAUAAAAAAAAAUCACUGUUUAGUGCAUCAGACUUUCCAAUGCAGCUCAGUAAGACAACUGUGCAAGGCAGAUGCACUAGCCUGUUACAUGCCUCUUGAAUUUACCUCCACUGCCCUAAACAAACAAAGGAAGUCUGUUGCCUGCCUGAAAGCCAGGUGGGUGUAACAAGGUUCAUGUAUAAAAUUGCCAAUUUCUAUUGAAAUCUUUUUUACUUUUAUGCUGCCAAGCGUUGCGCACAUUUGUUGUUUAUUAAUACUUGGAAGUGAUUUUUUUUUUUUCUUUUUGAAUAUGAUAUUUUUUUUUAUUAUUAUUUAUUUAUUUAAGAACGGCAGUGGAAUAUGUGGAUUCCAGGAUUUGGGUCUGAAGAAAUCCGGCCAUAUAAAAAGGCAUGCACAACAGAGGCACACAAACAGGUAAAUCUUAUUUAUGCUAUCUGCUUGAUGUACACAUGAUGUUAAGAAGGAAGUCGACAACCUGUGUUUGCAAGAGGUGGCUUUUUAUUUAUUUAAAUUGGAAUAUGGCCUGGUGAAGUUAGGGUUUUUGAAUUCUUUCCUGCUUUUUGACUUCAGAAUUUUACUCUUGAAGCAGCACUACAGGUGUGUGUUUGGAGAAUUUAACUUGAAUCACAAAUGUCUGCUCUCCUUUAGUAGCGUCCGUACGAGAUACGGUCUUGAAGGUUUUUCUUGUAAAUCUUCCCAUUCAAAGGGUAAUCAUGUAUAUCUGGAAGGAACACAGAGCAUAUGUAAUAUUCAGAUAUCAAUCUAAAGGAGAACCAUUACAUCAGUUAUGUCAUUUCAAUGGAUGGGAUUAGUACCCAAUUCUCUAGUGCUCUGAUGUGACUUAAGACAAAAUCACACCUAUACAUUUUAUUAAAGUAAAACACUUCUUUUCAGCAGGCAAUUUCAGGGUUAUUCACUAAAUGAACAUUUGUUAAUUAAAUCCAAUGGAAAAACUGAGUCAAAUGGAAGCUGAUUUGGAAAUAUUCUCCAACUCAACCAUCACAACGUAAAGGGUUAUUUCAACCAAAAAGAAAGUUUUUGUAAAAAUGGUAAUAAUGCACAGAUUUAAAAUUAGAAAACAAAACACUGAAGUGGCCAUGGUGCAUAUAGUAACCCUUUCACUAUUUUUUGAGAUGUGAUAUCAAAAUACCAUUUUGUAGUAUGCAAUAAUAUAUAUAUAUUUUUUUUUUUUAUUGGGCUAACAUAAUACUAGUUUUCCUAUUUGCUUCAGACCUAAGGAAGAGAGGAAUACUCUUGAAAGCUUAUCUUUUAAGUAUUCUGUUAGUCUAAUAAAGUAUCAUUGCAUAGUGCAAUACUCUGGUAUUUUGGAGUCUUGUCUACUGGACUAAUACAGCCAAUCCAAUCUACACUAUAUGUAUGUAUGGUAUUUUAGAGUACUCAAUGCGUUAUGACUAUGUUGCUCAUUUCAAUAAACAUUGUAAAUUUGGUUACACAAACUUGACCAUAUCGAUGUAGUCUCAAUGUAUUGAAGAUAGGCAGUAACAGAAAAGGUAUCAAUUUACUCUUUAAAGGAACAACAACAAAAUGUAUUUGCCUUGGGACAAGGUAAAUGCAGACCUGUUUUUGUUCUAGUGAUGAGUAGUUUUAAAUUGCACAUUAAUAUUGUUCGUGAAAUAAAAUCUAUUUUGUUUCGGUCUGUAUAUCAACCUGGUUUGUCACUUAUAUUUACUAUUUCUUUACAUCAUUGUUUACAAUCUUUUUCUCAUAUUUAUAUAGCCAUAUAUCCCUUUCUGACCCCUUUAUUUUUGUUUUAUGCAUUUCAGAGAAUGGCUUUAAUUAAAAAAACCCAAAAGAAGUAGAAGCCCAUUGCAGCUGCACACCUCAUCUGCACACCACAAGGACUUCUUCAAUGUGCAGCAAGCAAGAAGAUGGUCUCCUCAAGCAAAAAGAGAUUUGUGUGUGAGACAGAAUCCACUAAUUCACACUGUGGAUUUCUUUUCUUAACCCUGCAUUACAAAGCCCUCUGGUAGGGAAAAGGGUGAAAGUCUCCUCUGUUUAUAUUUGUAUAUAAAAAGGGUGUUUUAGUAAAGUUUGCAGAAGUAACAAUACCUGUGAAGGUUCUUUGUGUUAGGGGUGCCAAUGCAGAAACAGCAAAGGGGACCUCUAAUUUUGCAGCAACAGAGUUGUUUCUUCACAGGAAUAAGAUUGUUGAAGAAUGAGGUGUUAAUAAUUGUUUAAAGUCUCUUGCACAAUAGCUUUGUGUCUACAGAAUGAAAUGAUGCUUCAGUGGAAAUAGCAGAGAAAGAUGGUCACAUACCUAGUAAAGAGACUUUAGAUGUGCCUUUUCAGCAUGCACACCCAUUUCUCUGUUUUGCCUUGUCCUCCUCCACAGCAAGGCAUUCCCCACUCCAAUGCUCCAUUUGUGGUCGCUCUUCCCGUGCUGCUUUGAGUAGCUCCCGACACAGAAGAGAAAGUGCAGCUGAGACGUUACUGCCUGUCCGUGCAGACGUCUCUAAAUAUGGAGCUCUCAGGUUAUCUGCCAGUCUCUGUCCAUCUUCUCUGGUUAUCACUCGCUGCUCUCGUAAGUCACUCUUUGCUCCCAGCAGCAGGAAUAAUAGAGGGUGCGGUCGUGUCCGAUCUCUAACCUCCUGAUACCACUCCAUUAUACUCUCAAAAGAUGAACGAGCAGUAAGAUCAAAGAGGAGAAUAACACCAGCUGCAUUCCUGUAAUAAGAGCGUGUAACCGCCCUAGAGACAAGCGUAUAGGAUGGAGAUUAAAUCAUAUAACAAGUAACUUUGUUUUUUUUUUUAUGUAGAGGCUUGCAUGAGAAUGAAAAGGGUUUGGAAUAUUGCAAUUUACUUUGGUACAAAUAAAAGCAAGCUAAAAGGCUCGCAGUGUGCUUCUGUGCAUAUGCAAUGAUACAUCAGUGUGUUAUAGAAGAUGGCAUUCUCUCUUCAUACAGCUAAAUAAACAUACUUUUGUACAUUGGCUGAAAAAAUGUAAUCACACUGACAGAGAAUUGUCUCCACCUCACCGAUAGCGCUCCUGGCCAGCUGUGUCCCAGAACUGCAGUCUGAUUUUAAUUCCACUCUCCAGCUCCUCUACUCGGGAACAGAAAUCCACCCCUACAGUUUGCCCUGUGCUUUCUGAGAACUGGCCAUCUGUGUACCAUCGGAGCAGAGAGGUUUUUCCUACCCCGGAGUUUCCCAGUAACAACACACGGAACUGGAAGUCCCAAGCACACGCCAUCCGAAGUGCUUAGACUGGCAAUCUGAUGAUUGGAGCAAUCGACUGUUUAUAAUGAUACGCUCUCAUUCUGUGUUUUCUCAUUGUACUGGCUGUUAGCUAGGCCAGUUUCAGGUUUCCACUUGCCUCCUACUUUCUCCUCCCUCAUCCUUGUCUGGACAGGUAAAAAACUGCAAAAAUGCUACUUCACUCCCCCACUCCUAACCACCACUGUAAUAACAUGAACAUACUGUUUAUCAAUCCCUUUUCACUUUUGUAGAAGUACCGUUUGUAUGUUAAAAAUAAAACCCUAAUUGGGAUAUGGCAUGUUUCUGCAAUUAUGAGAGUUUAAGGAGCUGACAGGUUAAUACAUUGCUCAUGUACACAUUCAGUAUCCUGUACAGUGUCUUGCAGAUGGUAUAGACAUCAAAACAAUUUUAUUAACUAUAGUCAGAAAAGGAACAAAAAAACAAAACUAGGAAGUAGAUAUGUGAAAAAUGUACUAAAUAUGGACACUAAAACUGGACACUAGGUAUACUGUACAAUACUGAGAAAAAAAAAAAAAAUAGAACACAACAAUGAACAGAGAAAACUGAUCAUAAAGCCCGGAGCUGAUAUUUAGAGGAAACCGGAAAUAAAUAUAUAAAAACAUACAGUGCAAUGAAAUUAUUUAUAAAAUCCAGUGGGGGGGGGAAUCAAAACAACUUUAACCAAAACAAAACCUAGAAUUUGAGCUAUAUGUAAAUUAAUCCAUAAUUUACCUCUUUCAUAUGAAAUCUUAAAACACUUAAGAAAUUAUGUUCUGUAUGGCAUUUUAACUGUGAAUGUCAUAAUGAUUUUAGCUUUUACUGCAAUUAGAUACACAUAUUUGUAUUCUGUGGUCUCCCCCAUGUACGAUUUUCUUGGUGUUAUGCAAAGUUACAGGGUCAAAAAAGAGGCUUGCCCAUUUAAGUAUGUACACACUGAAAUUUGCCAGAUUGGUUUAAUGGGUCCUUGUUGAGACCGUAUGGCCAAUGGUGGAUCUACUGCUGGUGCAACUGAACCAGGGCCCACAAGUUCUUUUGGCCAUUGGUGGUCCAAAGACUUAGGGCCAUCUGAUGGACAUUUUUGAUCAGGGUCCCCGUGCGCUGCCGCAGCUCUUUAGCAUUUCAGUCGGGCUCUGUGUUCUGUGUACAGCUGCAGUGCUGGGAGGAAGUGAGUAUUAGUCACUUCCUUCCAGCUUACCAACAAGCAGUGCAGGAGAGAGGGGAUGACCAGACUCCAAUUACAUCCAGCCAAAUGCCACUUGUUCCCAGACAAACCACCCUCAUGUACCAAAGAUUUAUGGAG